Molecule: messenger RNA, 1770 nt
Organism: Laetiporus sulphureus 93-53
Lineage: Eukaryota; Fungi; Basidiomycota; Agaricomycetes; Polyporales; Laetiporaceae
Product: acyl-CoA dehydrogenase NM domain-like protein
Exons: 18
Coding region: 102-1661 (519 amino acids)
Molecular function (GO): flavin adenine dinucleotide binding; heme binding; acyl-CoA dehydrogenase activity
Source: RefSeq, a predicted model, not a curated record
CCGUCAAGCGCUAUAAGACCAUCAUCCCCAUCUCAUCCCUUUCUGCCAUCCAACUCACACCUUCUCUAUCUCCGGAAACGAUCACACGAGCCCUCAGCACGAUGUCUGCGAAGGAGAUGAAACAAUUUACUCGGGAGGAGGUUGCCCAGCACAACACACCCGACGACUUGUGGAUCAUCAUUGACUGCAAAGUCUACGAUGUCACAAAGUUCAAGAACCUCCACCCCGGCGGAUCGAGCGUGCUGCUCGCAGAGGAGAUUCCCGGGCAGGAUGCAACUGAAGCCUUUUAUGGCCUUCACCGGCAUGAGGUGCUGGAGAAGCCCCAGUACGCGCGUCUGCAGAUCGGAACAAUUGCAGGGGAAACAGGUCAACUCCUGAAGCCAGAGCCUGGAUCUCUGAGCAAGGUACCAUAUGCAGAGCCUACCUGGCUCUCGGACGGCUACUAUAGCCCAUAUUUCAAGGAGAGCCACAGACGUCUGCAAGACGCAAUGCGCAAGUUCGUAGAUGAGGUCGUAUACCCAGAUGCGAUUGCACGAGAAGAAGACGGCAAGCGGCCCAGUGUCAGCGUGGUCAAGAAGAUGGCUGAGCUAAACUUGAAUGUUAUGCGUCUUGGUCCCGGCGAGCACCUGAAAGGCCUCACCUUGAUGGGCGGAAUUGUCACUCCGGAGGAGUUUGAUUAUUUCCACGAAUUGAUCUUGAAUCAAGAGUUCGCACGGACGGGUUUCCGUGGCUAUCAGGACGGCUUUAACGGCGGUAUGGUCAUCGGCCUGCCGCCCGUCCUGCAUUUCGCGCGGCCGGAGGUCCGCGACCGCGUCAUGAAAGAGGUGCUCUCCGGCGAGAAGUUCAUCAGUCUCGCGAUUACUGAGGCAUUUGCGGGCUCCGAUGUCGCGGGCUUGAAGACGACUGCAAAGAAGACUGAGGAUGGCAAGUUCUGGAUCGUUAACGGGACGAAGAAAUGGAUUACGAACGGAACGUUCUCCGAUUACUUCACCGUUGGCUGCAAGACCGAGAAAGGGCUUACUGCUAUUCUCGUCGAGCGGUGUGAUGGCGUCGAGACCAAGGGUAUCAAGACGUCUUACUCCUCAACAGCCGGCACUGCCUACAUUACCUUCGACAACGUCAAGGUGCCCAUAGAGAACACGCUUGGCCCCGUAAAUGGUGGUGUCUUUGUCAUCCUGAGUAACUUCAACCACGAGCGAUGGGUCAUGAUUUGCGCCUCUGUCCGGACACAGCGCAACAUUAUCGAUGAGUGCUUGAAGUGGGUCUCCCAGCGAAAGGCAUUCGGCAAGCCGCUGAGCUCACAGGCGGUCAUCCGGGCGAAGAUCGCCGAAAUGAUCGCUCGUGUAGAGAGUACGCAGAGCUGGCUAGAGAACAUCACGCACCAGAUGAAUAACAUGAGCUACAAACAACAGGCAGAGCUGCUCGCUGGCCCGAUUGCCCUUCUGAAGAUGCAUGCGACACGCACUGCGCAGGACACUGCUCGCGAUGCUGUGCAGAUCUUCGGUGGCCGCGGCGUGACGAAGACCGGCAUGGGCAGGGUAAUCGAACACUACCACCGCACUGUCGCCUUCGACGCACUCCUCGGCGGAGCCGAGGAUGUGCUUGGGGAUCUGGGUGUCCGUCAGGCGAUAAAGAACAUGCCGAAGAACGCGAGAUUGUGAUUCAUAUACUGUCUGGAUCAUGAUCUAUUUAUUGUGCGAUACGAAUUGCGAUAUGUUGUGUUAAUAAAUUAGCGGGAGGGCUCUUGUUGGUUCGUAAGGUAGCUGAUAG